Taeniopygia guttata (zebra finch) is the source of this 2819-nucleotide messenger RNA. The record is from RefSeq and is a predicted model, not a curated record. NCBI's taxonomy places the organism in Eukaryota, Metazoa, Chordata, Aves, Passeriformes, Estrildidae.
GGUGGUUACGGAUGGGUGAGAGACAGCUCCUCACCCCUGUCUGCUUACAAGCCUCCUCCUCCCUUUCCCUGGCAGCGUCACACGCUCCCUCCUGCUGCGUCGCCCACUAAGAUCUGAACUAUGAUGCUCUCAACCAGGCAUUUUCUUUACCCAUUUCUUGUAAAACCUCCAGGGCAUUUUCCCUCCCACUACGGCCGGACUUUGCAUCUUUCCACAUGAUAGAUCAACCUGGAAAGUCCUGCGCAGGGCAGGAAGCCCGGGGACCGGAGGCCAUCGCAAGGCAGCCCCAUGGAGACAGGUUUUUCCUGCCGUGAUGUCACCCUCCAAUCUGCACACUCAGCCGCUGAGCCCACUCGGGCCGGGCUGGGAACCGGCAUCCUCCUCCUACACACGCUGCUGUCAGCCGGAGGAAAAGUUGCGCGCGGCGGAGCGGUGCGAGCCGGCACCCCUGGGAACCGGGGCACCCACCGGCCCACGCACACCCCGCGGGGCGCCCCGAAACCGAUGCGGCUCCGAUAGCCGCCAAGGCACGCAGCCAGCCCGGCUUUUGUAGGGGAAGCACACACAAACUCAGUGCCCAUCAGCAGACAUGGCCCAGGAGCAGGCCGGGAUGCUGCUGCCCCCGAGGGAAGCUGCCUGUUUCCAUCACAGCCCCGGGGCUCCCCGGGCACCGGUGGCAUCACAGGUUUUCCGAUGGAGGCCCCAGCUCCGGAGCUGAGUCAGCGUCUGAAGGCAAUGUGUGGGUGGAGGCACCCAGGAGGCCCCGGGGGACCUGUCUGGGGAUGAUGUGACAGACAGGGACUGUCCUGGGAUUUCCCACAGAGGGACACUGGGGAGCUGCGAGGACUGAGAGCUGCCGUCUGUGCUCCUGCUCCCCACUGCCUCUGGGCGCCGCGCUGGGCACCGCGUCCCUCUGGGGCAGCCUCCUGCUCGCUGCCGGCCUCGCCCUCCGCCCAGCACCGCCAAUCUGCAACUGCUCGGAGCCCAUGGACUACCAGGCUUUCCGGGAGGCUCCGCUCCCUGAGAGCUGCUGCCUCAACUUCACCAGCUCCAACAUCACCCACCUAGACUGGGGUGCACUGGUGGGGGUGCAGGGGCUGCGGGAGCUCUACCUCUCCCACUGCAGCAUCACGGCCAUCAGCAACGCACAGGGAGUCCCUCCUGCCUUGGAAAUCUUACACUUAAGUCACAACCUGCUGGAAAGUCUCCCUGGAAGCUUUCUAGAAAAUGCCCCUAAUUUGAGGGUUCUUUAUUUGGACAGCAAUCAGCUUCAGGAGCUACCCAGGUCCUUCCUGAAAGCGUCUUCCCAGGUCCAGGAGGUCUACCUGGGCUUCAACGCUCUCACCUUUCUUCCUGCCAGCCUCCUGAAACCAUCUCUGCUCCAGCUUCAGCUCUCCAACAACAGCUGGGACUGCAGCUGUGCUUUGCUGACCAACCUGGAGGGUUGGUCCAGCCAGGCUGCUGAGGUUAUCUGCCACACACCAGAGCACUACCACGGUGUGGGGCUCCAGAGCAUCCCCCGGGAUGAGCUGUGCCGCUCACACGGCCUCACCGCCCUCUUCAUCUGCCUGCCCCCUCUCCUCAUCCUCACCAGCAUCACUUGGUGCUUCUGCCGGCAGAAGAAAAAGACCAACUACAGCCUUCAGGGCAGGUCCCAGAGCCACCGGGCCACGGCAGAGAGGAGCAACGUGCCAGUGUCUGCAGAGCCUCACCACUACAUCCCCUAUGAGCUGCCUGCUGCUCCCUCCAAGACCGAGAAGAAAGUGCUGCUGGGGAAGCAGGUCGUGCUCCAGCCCUUCGUGGAUCCACUGGAGAGUGGCAGAGACAUCUAUGAGGAGGUGGAGAUCCAGGUGGGAUCCCCCAGCAGUUCCCAGGUGCCAUCCCAUGAAGGGCAGCUGGGCACCCCAGCACCAAGGGCGGAGGAGCUGGGCAGUGAGCCAGAGGUGGACACUGUCAGCGUGAGUGAAGUCCUGAAGGACUCUGCUGACCGGGAGAAGAUCUACAUGAGUCACACAACCAGCUAUUACAACCUGGUACCCGGCAUCGAGCUGGAGGACUCAGACAACCUGGAGUACGAGACCAUCGACCUGCACUGAUGCCAGGACUUGGGCUGUGUCUGGACACACCAGUAGGAUGGCAGGGGCUGGGCAGGAGUGAAAGCCACCAGAGCAGGGGAGGCAUGAGUUGUCCUGCCGUGGCUGACAGUGGCUGUUUGCAAAGCUGCACCCCCAAAUACCCAUCCCUUCCCCUGUGCUAUCGUGUGAAUCCCUCGCUUGCCAUGUGCUGCAGCUGGGCAAGGCUGCAAGGGUGCUUCAGGCUCUGGAGACCCUACCACAGGCUGGUGGUGCCUGAGGAAGGACAUGCAGGGAAGGUGGGGGCUGGUUUUGGGGAUCAAGUGAUGAUGCUGUGAGUGUCAGACUCACUGACCAGAGCUUCUUCUCUUGUUGGAGCCAGAUGGUGUCUGGCACAGACGUGCUGCUCUCCAACCUGCACAGAACACGGUCUGGAGAAUUAAACAGGGCUGGCCCUGCCUGUGUGGUGUGCAGGGGGUGUCACGUUUGGAUGGGGUGCCCUGGGCCUGUCAGGGGAAGCCUGUGGUGGCUCUGCCUGCUGCCCACCCCACACCCCACAGUGGCAUAGGGACUUGAAACAGUCAAUGCACAUGUGCUGCUUCAUGGUGUGUGUGUGUGCACACUUAUGGGAGUGGGUGUGUGACGUGCACACACAGAGUGUGCAUCAAACAAGGGGCAUCAGGCCCCUUGCAGACAGCUUUGUAGGAUCCAGCUCUCAGUAAGAAAUAUAUCAUUUUACUCCUGGCA